Messenger RNA from Lepus europaeus (European hare), 1005 nucleotides. It is a transcript of the gene ZNF346, whose product is annotated as zinc finger protein 346. Gene Ontology annotation, molecular function: zinc ion binding; double-stranded RNA binding. The record is from RefSeq and is a predicted model, not a curated record. Lineage: Eukaryota; Metazoa; Chordata; Mammalia; Lagomorpha; Leporidae. The coding region runs from base 28 to 912 and encodes 294 amino acids. The transcript is spliced from 7 exons.
CCCGGCCGGUUAGGGUUUGCGGGGAAGAUGGAGUGUCCCGCUUUGGGCACCGUGGAGGCUGCGGACGGCGGAGGGGCCGGGCCUUACAGCAGCUCGGAGGAGCGGGAGGGCGGGGAACCGGACGGGGUGCGCUUCGACCGCGAGAGGGCGCGCCGCCUGUGGGAAGCCGUGUCCGGCGCCCAGCCGGUGGGGAGGGAGGAAGUGGAGCAUAUGAUCCAGAAGAACCAGUGUCUCUUCACCAACACUCAGUGUAAAGUCUGCUGCGCCUUGCUGAUCUCUGAGUCCCAGAAGCUGGCCCAUUACCAGAGCAAAAAACAUGCCAACAAGGUGAAGAGAUACCUUGCAAUCCAUGGAAUGGAGACAUUAAAGGGUGACAUGAAGAGAAUAGACUCAGAUCAGAAGAGCAGCAGAAGCAAAGACAAGAACCAGUGCUGCCCCAUCUGUAACAUGACCUUUUCCUCCCCUGUUGUGGCUCAGUCGCACUACCUGGGGAAGACCCACGCAAAGAACUUAAAGCUGAAGCAGCAAUCCACUAAGGUGGAAGUGUUGCACCAGAAUAGAGAGAUGAUAGACCCAGACAAGUUCUGCAGCCUCUGCCAUGCGACCUUCAAUGACCCUGUCAUGGCUCAACAGCAUUACAUGGGCAAGAAGCACAGGAAACAGGAGACCAAGCUCAAGCUCGUGGCACACUACGGGCGGCUGGCGGACCCGGCUGUUGCUGACUUGUCAGCCGGGAAGGGCUACCCCUGCAAGACGUGUAAGAUAGUGCUGAACUCCAUCGAACAGUACCAAGCUCACGUCAGCGGCUACAAACACAAGAACCAGUCACCAAAAACAAUCGUCUCGCCCUUGGGCCAGACUCCCGUGCAACGGCAACCCGUGCAGAAGGACGCCACUGCCUUGGAAGACUAGAAGUGUUGCUGUCGGCACCCGCUAGCCAGCUGCCCGUGACCGUGUCAGCCGUGGCGCUCUUGUCCCCCUUUCUCACACCGGGAAAAUAUGAGG